GAGCGGCGAAGAGGGAGCAAAACAGCGGAUUUUAUUUUUGUGCGGAAAACAAAAAAAAAGUUAUUUACUCCGGAAGUCGCGAGUGUUGCGUGAAGAUUUGCAGCAAAGUGUGAUCCUGGAUGUGUCCAGAGGAAGAUGGUGUACGAGGACUUUAUUGAAGUACGCGAAAUACGCGACAUAAUGGGAUUUCUCCGGAGUAUCGACUGGUACGACCCGUUCUUGAUGGCCUUAGUCUCAUUCCACAUUCUCAUCACGCUGGCCACGCUUCUCACGCGCAAUCACGGCAACUUUCAGGUGGUCCUCUUCUUCCUCCUCAUUGUUCUGGUCUUCUCCUCACAGAGUAUCAAUGAAUUCGCCGCCCACAACUGGAGUACCUUCUCGCGGCAGCAGUACUUCGACAGCAACGGGAUGUUCAUAUCCCUCGUCUUUUCCGUGCCAAUCCUCCUCAACCUCAUGCUUAUGGUGGGAAGUUGGUUGUAUCAAUCAACUCAGCUCAUGGCAAAGCUCAAGACGGCCCAGUUGAGACAACAACUGCGGCAAAGUCGACAGAAUAGUGAGCAAUCGCUGAAAAGCGACUGAUUCUGAGGACAUUUUUGCAUCUCUCCGCGGGUUUGUCUUCUCUGCACGCCAUUGCCCCCCAAAAAUCCCCGCAGAUAAACCCAUCCCGCGUGGAUAAAUUUUCAUUGUGAUUGAGUGAACAGAUGUUUUAAUUUUCGAAUCACCAACUCUAUUUUUUUGUAAAUAAAAUAUUUUUUUAAGGAAGCGACAGAAUAAAAGACCAAAAAACAAGUGAGGAAUUCCA
Molecule: messenger RNA, 802 nt
Organism: Lutzomyia longipalpis
Lineage: Eukaryota; Metazoa; Arthropoda; Insecta; Diptera; Psychodidae
Gene: Tmem18
Product: transmembrane protein 18
Exons: 3
Coding region: 136-579 (147 amino acids)
Cellular component (GO): nuclear membrane
Source: RefSeq, a predicted model, not a curated record